GUGAUUUCCAGGGUUUGUGGCACAUCUCAGGGCAUCAUUUGGAGUUUCUUUUUCUCUUUAUAGCCAAGCUGUCUCAUUGGCAUCACUUUUGAUUAUUUUCAUCUUCUUCGUCGACACAGGAUGUAUCCUAAAGUAAUCUGCGUCCCCGACGCCCUGCGCGGGUUUUCUCCAACACUGCGCAACCGAGUGAACGAAGCCGGUGACACUUCAGGAGACUCACGAGGACAGCUCCAGCGAAAACCAGCGACUGUUACCCGAGACGUGUCCUCAGUGAAAAACCCCAAACACAGAUGUGAGCAGUCCGGGCAGCGGGGCAGGCGAAGGAUGAAGGCGAACGAUAGAGAGCGCCACCGCAUGCAUAAUCUGAACUCCGCCCUGGACGCGCUGAGGAGCAUCCUGCCGGCUUUGCCAGAAGACGCGAAACUAACAAAGAUCGAGACUCUGCGAUUUGCCCGCAACUACAUCUGGGCUCUGACCGAGACUCUCCGGAUGGCAGACCAGCACGCACACACUCAGGACUAUCUGGCAUCAGAUCUGAGCAGCCCGGCAAGCGUUUUAUCUGCCGAAUGGGACUCAGCAUCACCUUCAGAAUGUGGUUAUGGGACCAAUGCUGACUUUAGCCACAGAAGCUCUCUCACCGCUGUUAAUGAGAUGAGCUGCAGAAUCUUCCCAGGAGAGGAAUUCAGCGCCAUCCCCGUUACCUUUUGUUUCAAGUCCCUGUGUGCUGACAAUGACCUGACGAGUAUGUGGCACUUUUGACUCUCUAUACCGCUCCAUCUCACAUAAAGACAUUUGGGUGCAAGCAGCAGUUCCCCAUCCGCUUUAGCGAGGUUACGCUUAAGACCAGGUCCAAAGACAUUAGUUUCCCAUGUUCAGUGUUUAUUCUUAAAAAGCAAUUAAAGUUUGUUUUGUUUUUUUUUUAAAAAGGGGAAAAAAAAA
Molecule: messenger RNA, 939 nt
Organism: Haplochromis burtoni (Burton's mouthbrooder)
Lineage: Eukaryota; Metazoa; Chordata; Actinopteri; Cichliformes; Cichlidae
Gene: neurog3
Product: neurogenin 3
Exons: 1
Coding region: 121-759 (212 amino acids)
Molecular function (GO): protein dimerization activity
Source: RefSeq, a predicted model, not a curated record